Molecule: messenger RNA, 9608 nt
Organism: Scomber japonicus (chub mackerel)
Lineage: Eukaryota; Metazoa; Chordata; Actinopteri; Scombriformes; Scombridae
Gene: ppargc1b
Product: peroxisome proliferator-activated receptor gamma, coactivator 1 beta
Exons: 12
Coding region: 18-2831 (937 amino acids)
Biological process (GO): positive regulation of transcription by RNA polymerase II
Cellular component (GO): nucleus
Molecular function (GO): transcription factor binding; nucleic acid binding
Source: RefSeq, a predicted model, not a curated record
UCCUCAUUCACUAGAAGAUGGCGGACUGCGCUCCACUAUUAGAUGAGGAACUCUCGUCCUUUGUCUUCAAUUACCUGACAGAAAACUCCGGCAGCCAGUAUGGGGAGGAGGAGGUGUGUUCGGACCGCUUGGACACUGACUUCCCGGACAUCGACCUCUCCCAGCUGGACACCAGCGACUUCGACAGCGUCAACUGUCUCAGCGAGUUGCAGUGGUGCAACGAUCAGCCAGCGGACGCAUCACCGGCCUCCAUCCACUACAGUACGGAGACAGAUGAGCUCUUCGAGAUAGAAGAGGAGCAUGCGGCUCUGCUCGCCGCACUCACCGACAGCCUGGACGGCAUGGUGGAUGCCGAGGUGGGCGGGCUCUCCGUCUUCCCCACCCUGGGGGAGGAGCCCGACCAGGAAGAGGAAGACGAGGACAAUCUUCCUCUCAGUGCGGAGGACUUCAGCCAGUCACUGGGGGCCGAAACAGAGGACCCAUCUCUACUGAAGAAACUGCUGCUGAGUCCUCCCAACGUGCCCGCGGGCAUCGAUGCACACAAAGAUGGUGUCAACGGGCAUCGCUACAGCAACAGAAGCUUGCACCUACGGCCAGUCAGACCUCUGGUUAAGAGUGACCUCCCUCAGGAGCGGAAGCCCCGAGCGGUGCGUCCGGCGGGCCGCCUGUGCACUGAGCUCCAUCGCCACCUCACCACCGCCCAGGACACAGAGGACACCGCUGCCCCCGACACAGAGGAGGACGAAGAGGAAGAAGAAGACGAGGACAGCGAGUCAGAGGAGGACGAAGAGGAGGAAGGCGAGGAAGAGGAGGAGGAAUCUUCCAGCAGCGAGGUGGAGGGAGUGGCGGUUGCGGCCCCUGAACCGGCUAAGCCUCAGUUCAGCUCGGAGAAAGAACUACACUCAGUGGUGGAGCUGAUCAAGUACAUGCAUACCUACUGCCUGCCCACGCGCAAGCAGCAGGGCUGGGAGCGGAAAGAGCGUGACCUCUCGAGGCCGCGGGCUCGACCCGAGGCCUCGCGCCCGGCCGCCACAAACUCUCACAGCAGAGUCGUCUUGGUGGCCGCUCCUGGGACCAGUGGGGGUUUGACUGGGACAGGCAACAGCGCCCCCAGGAGGCUCCCCUUCGCUAGGCGGAGGGAGAUGAAGGCCAACUCCCUCCUCCGUGAGCUCCUGCAGCAGAGCAGCUCGUACGAUGUGAGCAAGCCUUACAGACUGCACAGCCCACCCUACUCCCACUCCCACAGCCCCAACAGAGGAGGAGUAUAUAUUUCCUCUGCCCUGGGUAAAUCAGCCCGAGCCCAAUCCCCCACCUCCAACAACCCCAAACCUGAGCUACGUAAAGACUCUUCCUCCCCAGAGAGGAGAAACUACUCCUCCGAGGCUGUGCAAAGCCUCGAGGAGAUCGCAGAGGACGGCGGCUCCUUCUCCGUUCGGCGCUCCCGACGUCUGGCCUCCUUCCCCAGCCGAUUCGCCAAGAGGCAGCGGCCUGGACGGGCGAGGGAAGGCGAGGGGAGGGACAAGGAGGAGAGAGAGGAGGGACGAGCGGGAUUCAAACUCUUGCCAACCCAGGCCGGAGGGGGAACUACGACAGAGACGCAGCCAGAGCAGCCGACGACGGGCGACUGCAGCGCUGGAACAACGGAGCCGACCAAACCCUGCUGCCACAGCGAAAAGCGAGCCUGCCUCUGCCUGCCUCUGAAUCCCAAGUCCACAGGAGAGUCCCAGUACAGCACCAAGCCUUUUGAGCAGACGCUCAGUGUGGAUCUGUGUGGAACAGCAGGUCUCACUCCUCCCACCACCCCGCCUCACAAACCAGUGGAGGAUGAGCUCUUCAAGCCAGCAGAGGGAGGAAAAGGUGGUGGAGGAGCAGGCGGUGGCGAUGGUGGAGGCAGCGAGUGUGUCCACGCUGCCUCAAACACCAACACCAACACUGCCACCAAAGGCUCCUCCUGGCUCAGCCGCACCCACCACCAGCGGAAGCUUCCCGAGCAGACGGAGCUGUAUGCCCAACUACGGCGCAUGGGCCAGGCCGGUGACAGUGACACACACCGCAACUUCGGCGACCAUGACUACUGCGUACUGAGCCUCGGCGAGAGUCGCAAGCGUAGCGCCGCUAUGCUAGGCGCCAUGUUGCAGGCGCAGGGAGGGAGCGACGGUGUUAGCAGCCCGCCACCCAAAGUAGCCGAUGAUCAGGUAUCGGCGGAUGAAAAUGGGAAAGAGAACGGGGAGAGGCUGGUGAUGUCAGACGUCGCCGAACCCAAGCAGCAGACAGCGACAAUUUUGAUCCCAUCAUUGCCGCUGUCCAACUGCCAGUUGGUGGCUGCCACACCACCAGUCUCAGAGGAAGAGGCGGAGCGUUCGUCAGCGUCUCGCUCACCCUCGCCCAUCCUCCACCUGUGUCCCGACUCCCCCUCCAGCAAGACGGACUCCAGUGAGAACUCGGAGAUCGGUCCUGACGACAAGCAGAGGAACAAAGCCAAGUCUGACGAGGACAACUGCCAGGUGUUUUACAUCCACAACCUGCCAACCAGUGUGACCCAGAACAUGCUGAGGAAACGCUUCCAGGUUUUCGGCAAAGCAGAGGACUGCAAAGUCAUCAUCUGCAAUGAGGAGCGUUGCGGGGUGAUAAAGAUUCGCCAGGGGGGGGUUCAAAGACACUGGAGAGAACGGGAAACUGUUUUCCAGAAUGGACCUGCGGGCCUAAGGAGGCUGACAAGGAAACGCUACAUAGACCUUGAUGAGGCAGGUCCGGGUCCUGUCAAGAGCAAGUACGAUGCACUGGACUUUGACACUCUGCUGAAGGAGGCUCAGAAGUCCCUGCACCGCUGACAGCACAGCACCUCUGACUGGCCAGCCUUAGUAAACUGCAGCAACACCCCUCCGACAACACUGCUCUACCCUCAGACAGGCCUCUCAGUACCUCCAUGCAAGGCAACCUCGCAAGAUGUUUACAUUUUUACCAUUGGAAUAAAGUAACGAUAAGGACCUUGUUUUUUAAGUUUCUUUCACCGGAGGAUACUGCUUAAAAACGAGGAAGCCACUGGGAGUCCGGAGGAGUUAAGAGACAAUGGAGGAAAUAGGACUUAACAGCAAUGGUACAACAACUACAAACGAUAGUGAUACAGUUCUCUGCUGAACAACAAUAACAACAAAAGCUGCUUCCUGUCUGUGUUGGUGACAUCACUGCCCCGCCUUGGAAGAGCGGGCGUGAGAGACAUCUGUAGCAAAAUCCUUGCUAUCCUUGCGUUGCGUUGGUCCUCGUGGUGUGUUUCUCUGCGUGUGCGUGUUCUUUGUUCCGUUUGUUUUGUAAAAAAAAAGAAGAAAAAUAAAAGAACUUCCCUAUUUCUGGUCACGGGUGGUGAACCAUGCAAGCUGUGUUCACCAUUAAGUUGUGUGGUUGUAUAACCAGAAAAAAGAAAAAAAAAAAAAAACCUGCUUUGUUUUAGCGAAAAAUUGUGGAUGUUAUAAAUUUUAAAAAUCUAUUGUGUGUGUGUUAUGGACAAAGAAUAUAACAAAAAACAUUUAACGUAAUCAUUUGAUGACUGAUAAAGUUUACAAAUCUAAAAUGAAGAAGAAAAAAAUCAUGUUUUUUUCUUUUUUGUAAUUGUAGUGCUUCCUUGAUUUGAUCUAUGCACUGUAAGGAGGUAAAUGUCUCCGCUGUCCUCCACUUUCCCCCCUCUCUAAUCUGUAACUCUGCCAUGCCGACUAUUCUGGCUUCUGCUACUGGCUGCUGCAGGCUUCGUUUGGUAGGCGUGUUAUACAUAAAGACCUCGACUCGGAUCUGGGAAAAACUUCACCCCAAAAUAGUUUGAACUAAAAAAAUGGUUAUUGGAAAAGCACUUCUCUUGAAUGUUGCACAUACAAACUAGCUUUAAAAUUAGCUAAAAGAAGAUAACCGUUGACUUCCAUUUAUUCAGCUAGUCAUCAAACUUUCUAUUACGUGAGUUCACAAAUUUUAGGCUAAUGUUACAAAGGGUUUGGUUGCUAAGAAACGGGGUAAAAUUAGGGUUGGAGUAACAUAGGUUCAGUCUGUCCAUUAUGUUAGGAACUACUACCAAAUCAGUUUUUCCCCUAAAAUAAAAAAGUUAGCACCUACAUUUUUAAUCCUAGACAGAUUUUUUUCCACAUCCACUGGGGUCUUGAUGUAUAUUUGAUAGGGUCCCACUGAACAUGUGUCCCAUAAAGGCUGCAGCCUGAUGACACCCCUCGAAUGCCACACCCAAUGCAAUAGUUACUGUUUACAUUUGGACCGCAGCAAGCAGGACUGAAAUGGGGAAAAGCAGAUGGUAGCCAUUGGCACUUUUACACCAUAUACUUGGUUCAUGAAUGAACUCAACACAUCCACAGUUUGUCAUGACUAUCCCAAUCCAAUCUUCUUUCAUAUACCAGUUACUACUUAGCAAAGAACUGUAAAUAUAUAUCUUAAAAUAUUUGAAUCAUCCAGAAGUCAGUUUUUUUACUUGGCAUUAUUGCUUGAUGUUGGGCUUUGAAAAAAGGACAAUUAGACCAAUCUGCUCCCCGUAAUCCAGUCAUGCAACAUUGCCAUAGCUAGACGUAGGCAAAUCUGUUGGUUCAAAUGGAAUGUAUUCAAGAAUCUGAAUGUAAUAAUCAUGUUUUCCCCAUUUCUGCUUGCCCAAAGAUUGUGGAGCUUUUUGGUGCUUUAAAAAAAAAAAGAAAAAAGAAGAAGGUAGACUUGUUUAGUCAUCCAGCUGACUGCAUGUGACCGAUUCUGGCUUGGAGCGCAGUCCGGUUGGAGCCUAAUUUAACGUUCCUGAUGCAGCCAGUAGCACAACACCACCGUGAAAAGGGAGAGAGCCUCCAUGCCUGCCAAUCCUGUGGCACCAAAUCGCCACCUACAACACAGCCAGGGAACGAGCGAGGGAUGGGCUUGAAAGAAGCUUAAAAAGAGCAAUCGGCCAAGAAUCAAAUUUCUUGUCUGGGAGGUACUGUAUCAGCCGAGCAUCUCUACCUCACAUCUAUCAUCUCCGCUCUCCCUGUCUUUUUAUUUCCUCUUUUUACUGGAUGCUCUCCCCCUCCUCUUUUGUAAGUCCCGCACUCUUUGUCUUGUUUUUUCUGUCCAGUCCAUCCUCACAAGAAAAACGACAGUCUAAAAAAAUCACGUCUAAAAUUCAAGCCGGCAAAAAACAACCUAUAGCUACGCCAUCUAGUGGCCGUAAUAAUUAUAACCCAAGAAAAUGAUGCAGUUGACAUCGAUAUAAAGUGACUUGAUAAGAUGAUUUUGCCUUUAUAAAGAGGAGGCAUGUUGGAAACCAUUGUUGGCUAUUUAAAAAAACAUAAUGUUAUGGUGUUAACUGUUACCAUGACGACGAGGUAGUAGUAACUUUAACUCACACCAUGUAUCACGUGAUAAAUUUAACCCAAAUCAUAAUCUUACUGGUUUUUGUGCCUAAACCUAACCACAGUACUGUCACAUUAUUAAACAUCAUUAUUUUGUGACUAUGAUUCGUUACAGUUUUCGAUAGUGGCAGAUUACGGUUCUUCGGAUCCGUAAGUGGCGGCUAAAUGGCAUAAACGUAACUAUGGGUUAUUUUUUGCUGGGUGAAUUUAAGACCUAUACUGUUGUUUAAUUAUGAGGAUACACUGUUUUUAUCAGAAACGUUGUGUGUGAGAGUUUUCCCCAACAGAUGGUUGGUUAUGAGUACUUUUGGGGGUUUGCGUUUGUUUUUUUUUUAUACAAUGACUCCUACCACAAAACCCCUUGUGAGGGGAAUAAUCUCUCUUUCUCUUCUCUCUCUUUCCUUCGCUUGCCUCAUAACGGUUUUUAGCGUGUCCGUUUCUUAGAGUCUCGACAGUGUGUCCUUGUGUAUCUGCGUGUUUUGUCUUUGUCUCGUGUUUGAGUCGGACACUGCUUACGCUUGCGGGUCGGUGAGGAAGGGUUGGGAGAGGUUGAACAUUGACUUGGGUGGUGGGUUAGUCCUUGAGUGUGCUGGGAGGGGGGAAGAUUUCCAGUCUUCUCCUCUCCUGCCCCUUGUUAUCUUUUAUUCAGGGACGUACCAUACCUCCUGAUUUCACUGCUUCACCUUUCCUUGCCUAGGAAAAUGAAACGUAGCCCGACUAGCUCUAUCUUUAACUCUAUCGCUUCCUGUCUCUCUGUGGGUUCAAGGCCUUGUUUCCAGGUCUUCCCAAAACCCCCGGUAAACUCCCCCCACUUUUUAAAACACAUAAUCCCUCCUUUCCCAAAACUCUUCCUUGUCCUUUCCUCUAUCUAAUCAACUCCUUGGUAACACACAAAAAAUUGAAUGUUUACAUCACUCGAUUCUCCUUUGACUUUAUUAGGAACGCACACUAAGUACAAACGCGCCUUAUUCAGUGUUUAAAAAGGAAAAAAAAAAACAACAAAAAAAAAAAAAACACGGAAAGUGACCUAGAAGGACGACCUCCUCCAGGUUCACUGAUGUCCAAAACUAACAAAAACAAUUUAGUGCUAUACAUACUGAUUGAGGAACAAGGUGUCGACAUUCAAAAAAAAAAUUUAAAAAAAAGAAAUUUUAACAAACUAAUCACGAAACAACUGAAUGAGUAUUUUGUGCUUAGUAUGUAUACUACUAAAAAGUGAGAGAAUGUGCUGGUUUACAUAUUAAAAAAAGAAAAUAUAUUAUAAUAUAUGAAUAUAUAAUGUGUAUAUAGCACUAUGCCUCGUUGUAAACAUAAAAUGUAUUGUGUGUUUUUUUGUUCUUUUUUUUUUUAGUUUUUUUUUUUUAAAGGUGGCGGGUCACAGUCGAUUGCUAAUCAGACAGGAGAAGGUCAGGUCGGUUUUGUUCCAGUGAGUUAAUGUUUGUUCAGUACAGGGAGGAAAUGAAGGGAAAAAUUACAUUGAAAUGACUUCACACAAAGUCCAACACUGUUGUAAAAGACAGAUAUCCCUUUAGACUAUCACACUAGAAAGUUCUAUUUCUUUGCCGUUUAUGAAAUGACUAAAUAUUUUUUGAUGAUUUUUUUUUUUCUGUUUUCUUGAAAAAGCAAUUUGAGAUGCAAUACAUAAUAAUAAUCUUUUAAGACAGCCUUUCCAGAAAAACUGAGGUAAUAAUGUAUAGUGUAUGGUUGGUUGUUGAACCAGAACACGGGCAAUCUUUGAGCUGCAGAUUCAAUAGGCUACUGUACUGUAUGUAGACUGCUGUUAAAACACAAAAAAAAAUCAUAAAAACAAACUACAGGAAGAAUGUGGUCAGUUGUGUCGUAAACACAUAACAUGUAUACAAAAUAAAUUGUACUAAUAUACUCUUGCACAAGUAACGUCCCAAGUAGUGAAAUACCUUCACAAUAAUUUCCUCUAAUUGAAAGGAAGCUGUUGUAACUCUAUUAUUACCACAUGUUGAUGGUGCACAGGUUUGGUCAAAUCUGAGUCGCAUUGGACACUUACUUGUAUUACAGUAACCGCUAAUAGCUAAACAUGUAUGACUCUGGUAAAGGAAUGUGGGAAGGAGGAAAAGGAAAAAAAGAAAAAAAGAAAGGAAGUUGUCAAUGGUUUGACCCCGUUAAAUAAUUUCUGAACUAAUAGAUACAAAUGUAGACACUGUAGAAAUUUCAACCACUUGCACUUCUACGUCAUCUUCAUGCCAAAAGAGAAUCAUUAGGAUAGGAUGGAGUUGUGUUUGCAAGAUUUUGCAGCCCUAAAAACAGGAUGCAAAAACAAAAACAGCAUGAAGGCAGCGUGAUUGGACAAAAAACAUUGUAUAUUAUAUGUGAAGAGUAUGCUGCCCUAAAAUGCUAAUUAUGUACUGCUUGUACAAAAAAGCAGCAGAUGUGACCAGAGACAGGAAGUAGUUUUACACUGAAAUAGUGAAAGAUAAAGUACAAAAUUGAGGACAGGAAAGGAAAAAUUCUGGUUGUUUUUCUUACUGACGAUGAAAAUGUUUUAGAUUGGGCAAAGCCAUUUCUUGUCCAGCUUGACUCUGAAUCCUGUUUUGACAUACUGUAUAUAAUCCCUAAUUCAGAAGCUUAUUUGAGGAAGUCUUAUGAGACUGUGGAGCAUGUGGUAGGAUUUCUACAGUGCCUGCAGCUGUGCCUAUGAGGGUGCCUCAAUUGUUCCAGAGGUUAAUUACAUCAGAACACCCCCAUUUUUCAUCAUGGCAAGCCUUAACAAUCAAUCGGGGGGGACAACGAAGCUACCACUAGCUUUUACUAUUACCGUUUCAACUCCUUUCCAAUCCAAUGUGGUUUAUUAUUAAAUAAUUACUGACGUAAUUAAAACUUUUUUCAAUAGCCAUAUUAUAAAAAAGUAUAUACAUAUAUAUGAAUAUAUAUUUGUGUGUUUGUGUAGAUAUCUAGAUGAUUAUAUACUUUCUUAUAGAAAACUUUGAUGUUGACCAUUUUCUUCAGUGUUUUGAGAACACGUUGACACAUUUCAACAUUAAUAAUACUGCUGUCCGCUUGGUCUAGGUCCUAGGUCGAAGGACAACAAAUCCAAAUAAAUAAAAAAAAAAAGUUUAAAAAAAAAAAACCUUCCAAAGGGAAUUACCCUGGCCUGAAUGCAAUACCUUUCUUCCCACUCUUCAUUUCAGAAAAAAAUGGAAAAUGGCAAGAAAACCCUAAAACUUGAUAGGCAGGUUGACCAAAAAAAAAAAUACACAAAAACAUCAACAAUAAAAAUCGUGGCUCGUGAAAAAAAGUGACGUUUUUGACAGCUACGUCAGAUUCAGUUUUCUAGAUGUCAUGUUUCAGAUGCCAUGGCCCACUUCUUUGUUCUUUUGUCACUUACCAUUUCUUGAGUUGAGAAAAACAAUGUAUCUGUCAGCUAGUUACACCAUCAAAUUAGCCCCUACCAGGACAGGAGUGCUUGCAAUACGGGCUUGAUUCUGGCCUCAGAUUCCUCACCUUUGUGUUUGAUCUGUAAAUGGUUUUUUUUCCACAGUAAACAACUCUGAAAAAUAUGUGUCACAUUUCAACAUUUGUACAAUACACAGAAACUAAUGGGUAUACUAUCGAGCUUGAUGGCAACAGUGAUGUCAAAUAGGCACUUAGUAGGGACUGCAAACUGUCAAAAUCUGCUAAAUGUGAGUGUUUUUUUUUUUUUGGUGGAAGAAAAUAUUUUGACAUAAAGGGCAUACAUUGUUUUUGUUGUUUUUCAUUACUAUUGAUUUAUUGUAUUGUCUAUUUACAUCUAAUGACUAUCAAAUUCACAUGAUUUUUUUUUCUUUUUUUAAUGUAGUUUUUGGUAAAAACAAAAAAGGUAAAUACUGCUAGUGAGAUUUUAUAUUUUUACAUAUGUUGGUUUUAUUUUGCGUUUCUUUUUUAUUUAUGCGCCACUUAGUUUGGAUGUCUUUAAAUGGUGUUUUUUUUUUCUUUUUUUCUUUUCUUCUCCGUUUUGUGUGAUUUCAUAUGUCUUGAGAAUGUGGAGACAAAAGGCAUUUCAGUAUUUUUGAAUUGUUAAAAUCUAGUUUCAUAGAAGCGGAAGUAUCUGAUGUUAUAAAUUAUAUUUUAAUUCAUGUAAAUAGUUUAAAACAGAAGACUAUGGCUUCCUUUUAAACUGAAUACAUUUCUCUUCAGAGAUUGUUUACAUUAUGAAACUGUAGAGAUGUGCUCCUCAUAUACUGUAUAAAGUACAUUAUAUUCAUUGAUUUGCCUCCAAAAAAUAAAAUCCUAAUG